GUGCAUACCAAUGUCCUAAAAAAUAUGUAGAGAGAAAAAAGGAAAAAGAGCUAGGUGGGGCGGGGACGACGUAGUGAACCCAAGUGACCGCGUAAACUGUAAGAAAAAAUUAAAAAAAAAGGGGAGUGGCAGUGUGUCUGUGGGGAUCAACAAAAGUGGGUGUGGUCACUAGUCACCGACGGGAGACGGACAGAUCUCUCCAUUGUGAGAUGAGAAUAGGCAAGGCAACUAAGAGCACCACCAAGUUGGUCUUUAUUUGUGUGGCCCUCUUGGGUGCCUUUCUUCUUGUAGAUCUGCUCUGGGCUUCCUCCUCCUCCUCUUUCAACUGGGCAUUUUCUACUUCCAAUGUUCUCGUCUUUCCUAGUCAAACCCUCCCCAAGGCGACAAAGGAGGAGAAGAGUAACAAAAAAGGAGAUGGGAGGAUUUUAUCAACUACCUUUGCCGAUUUGCCAGCCCCAGAAUUGAAGUGGGAGAAGAUGGCAACAUCACCUGUGCCUCGUCUUGAUGGUGCUGCUAUCCAGAUCAACGACCUUCUCUUCGUCUUUGCUGGUUAUGGUACCAUUGAUCAUGUUCAUUCGCAUGUGGAUAUUUACAAUUUCACAUCUAACUCUUGGGGAGGGACAUUCAAUAUGCCUAAAGAAAUGGCUCAUUCACACUUGGGUAUGGUUACUGAUGGGAGAUAUAUUUACGUUGUUACUGGGCAAUACGGUCCCCAGUGCAGGGGUCCGACUGCACGGAAUUUUGUUCUUGAUACCAAAACGAAGCAAUGGCAGGACUUGCCUCCUUUACCAGUCCCAAGGUAUGCGCCUGCAACACAGCUUUGGAGAGGCAGGCUUCAUGUAAUGGGUGGGAGCAAAGAGAAUCGGCAUACCCCAGGGUUAGAGCAUUGGAGUCUUGCUGUUAAGGAUGGAAAAGCUUUAGAAACGGAGUGGCGGACUGAGGUACCCAUUCCUCGUGGUGGACCUCACAGGGCCUGUGUUGUGUUUGAUGACCGACUUUAUGUCCUUGGUGGUCAAGAGGGUGAUUUCAUGGCUAAACCUGGAUCACCUAUUUUCAAAUGCUCUCGUAGAAAUGAGGUUGUAUAUGAUGAUGUUUACAUGUUAGAUGAUGAUAUGACAUGGAAAGUGUUGCCUCCCAUGCCAAAGCCAGAUUCCCAUAUAGAGUUUGCUUGGGCUAUUGUCAACAGGACUCUUGUGAUUGUUGGAGGAACUACUGAUAAGCACCCAAAUACCAAAAAGAUGACCCUCGUUGGAGAAAUACUCCAGUUUCAAUUCGAUACACAGACAUGGAAAGUUUUAGGCAAACUCCCUUACCGUGUAAAAACAACUCUUGUUGGCUUCUGGAACGGAUGGCUGUACUUCACAUCAGGACAAAGAGACAAAGGACCAGAUGACCCAUCACCAAGAAAGGUCAUUGGAGAGAUGUGGAGAACUAAACUAAAGUUGUUAUGAGCUCAUAUUUUUACCUAAAAUUCUGCUCCAAUAUAGAAAUGUUAUAGUGUAAAUUAACCCGAGUGCUUUUUGUUAUUCUAUUCUUUCUUUUUUUCCAUGCAAUUUAUUUUGGUCCAGCCUCAUUUAGCACGGUCGGAAACCAAUUACCAAGUGGAGAGUGGGCAGUGUUAUAUUCUUUUAGCUUCAAUUUUUACAUUGCAAGUAACUGAAGAAAUGUUUUACUCUCGUUUCUUUUCUUUCGAA
Lycium barbarum (goji berry) is the source of this 1694-nucleotide messenger RNA. RefSeq names its product kelch repeat-containing protein At3g27220-like. NCBI's taxonomy places the organism in Eukaryota, Viridiplantae, Streptophyta, Magnoliopsida, Solanales, Solanaceae. The record is from RefSeq and is a predicted model, not a curated record. Bases 210 to 1451 code for a protein of 413 amino acids. The transcript has 7 exons. Gene Ontology annotation, molecular function: protein binding.